CCUAAAUUCUGAAACAAUGUUGCCAGUUGCCACUUUCUUCUUUUAACAAUGAGCCAAACAAACAAGAGCUUUUGGGACAUGAAGCUACUAUGUUUGUUUGGGAUCAUAGGCUUUGUGAUUGUGAAAGGGAUAGAAGGUUUAGAGAAUGGUAAUGUGACAGACAUGCAAUAUGUCAGAGGAAGAGGUUUCAACUAUAGACCUUUGAUGGUUGGUCUUACUCUUAUCAAUGGAGCUGCUGCUAAAGGAGCUGUCUGUCUGGAUGGAUCUUUACCGGCUUACCACUUCCACCGCGGAUACGGUUCAGGAUCAAACAGUUGGCUAGUACAUUUGGAGGGAGGAGGCUGGUGUGGAACUGUCAGAAAUUGCAUUUAUAGUAAGAAAACGCGUCACGGUUCAUCGUAUUUUAUGGAAAAACAAAUACCAUUUAUUGGAAUAUUGAGCAACAAAGCUGAGGAAAAUCCAGAUUUUUUCAAUUGGAAUAGAGUAAAAAUUCGUUAUUGUGAUGGCGCAUCAUUUAGCGGAGACAGUCAAAAUCAGAAAGCAGGGUUGUAUUUCAGAGGGCAACGCAUAUGGCAAGCUGCUAUGGAAGAUUUAAUGUCGAAAGGGAUGCGCUAUGCCAAACAGGCUCUUCUAUCUGGAUGUUCAGCAGGGGGAUUAUCAGCUAUACUACAUUGCGAUGAAUUUCGGCAAUUGUUUCCUGGAACAACUAGAGUAAAGUGCUUUAGUGAUGCUGGAUUAUUCCUUGACUCUAUUGAUGUAUCUGGCCGUCGUAGUUUAAGGAAUUUUUUUGGAAGUGUAGUCACCUUACAGGGUGUGCAGAAGAGCCUUCCAAGGAGUUGUACCAAUCACCUCAAUCCAAUUUUGUGCUUUUUCCCUCAGCGUUUAAUUGCCAAUAUUAGGACACCGCUAUUUCUUCUAAAUGCAGCUUAUGAUACUUGGCAGAUUCAAGCCAGUCUAGCGCCACCAUCUGCUGACUAUCGUUGGAAUUGGUAUGAAUGCAGAAAAAAUUAUGCACGUUGCAGUUCACCACAGAUACAAUAUCUGCAAGGUUUUCGAAAUCGGAUGCUUAGAGUUACAAGACGCUUCUCAAAGUCGCGCCAAAAUGGAUUAUUCAUUAAUUCAUGUUUCGCUCACUGUCAAUCUGAAAGACAGGAUACGUGGUUUGGCCGUGGUUCUCCUCAUAUUGGAAAUAAAGGUAUUGCAGAUUCUGUUGGGAACUGGUUUUUUGACCGACUUGGUGUCCAAGCUAUUGGGUGUGCUUACCCUUGUGACAAAACCUGCCAUAAUUUGGUUUUCAACUAAAUUUAUCAUUCUUUUCAAUACUUUUCUUCUGCUAUUGCAUUACAAACACGUCUUUCCGAUCUCCAGAAAGAAAGAAAAAAGAAAAAAAGCAAGUCAUUGUAUUGUCAUAAAUUAAUCAUAGUAUUCAUUCAUGUAAAACAUAAAGCAUUUCUUGAAUAUGCUGCUUAUUCAGUUUUGAUUGAAUAUAAUUUUUGCAAGUAGAUUCUGGUUCCAAUCUAUGGAACUUCCAAA
Molecule: messenger RNA, 1533 nt
Organism: Trifolium pratense (red clover)
Lineage: Eukaryota; Viridiplantae; Streptophyta; Magnoliopsida; Fabales; Fabaceae
Product: pectin acetylesterase 10-like
Exons: 12
Coding region: 49-1302 (417 amino acids)
Biological process (GO): cell wall organization
Cellular component (GO): plant-type cell wall
Molecular function (GO): pectin acetylesterase activity
Source: RefSeq, a predicted model, not a curated record